This is a messenger RNA of Aptenodytes forsteri (emperor penguin), 3135 nucleotides long. RefSeq names its product cartilage intermediate layer protein 2 (gene CILP2). The record is from RefSeq and is a predicted model, not a curated record. NCBI's taxonomy places the organism in Eukaryota, Metazoa, Chordata, Aves, Sphenisciformes, Spheniscidae. The coding region runs from base 13 to 3135 and encodes 1040 amino acids. The transcript is spliced from 9 exons.
GCGCGGGCAGCCAUGGGGGAGCUGGCGCUGGCCCUCCUGGCUCUUGCCGCCCUGCACGGUGCUGGGGCACCAGAGCCCCUGGAGAACGACUUGGAGCCAGGCAAGAGCGGCACGGCGGCGAAGCCCUGGAAAGCAGCCCCCAGCCUGGCAGACCUCGACCUGGACACGGCAGGCGGAGGAGCCGAGUGGACGUCCUGGUUCAACAUCGACCACCCCGGAGGGGACGGGGACUACGAGAGCCUGGAGGCCAUUCGCUUCUACUACCGGGGGCGCGUCUGUGAGCGGCCGGUGGCCAUCCAGGCCCGCACGACCGAGUGGGAGCUGCCCGAGGAGGUGGGCGAGGUGGUGCACGUCAGUCCCAAGAAGGGUUUUCGCUGCAUCAACAAGGAGCAGCCGCGGGGCAAGACCUGCUCCAACUACCACAUCCGCUUCCUCUGCCCGCUGGAGUGCAUCCCCGCCGCAUCCCACCCCUCCCCGGACCCCGCUGGCACUUUGGGCACCGCCGCCAACGUCAGCGCCCACCGUGAGGGCUACGCCCCGGGACUGGCACCCAUCAUCUCCAACGGCUCCGGCGUGGCGGUGGCCCACGUGGUGCGGCAGCGGCUGGAGAAGCCCUACAUGGUGCUGCACCCCAAGACGAAGGUGCGGGUGGCCGGGCAGGAGGUGACCUUCUGCUGCAAAGCCUCGGGCACCCCCGUGCCCAAGAAGUACUACUGGUACCACAAUGGGACGCUGCUGGACAGGAAGGUGCACCGGUAUGGCAGCCGCCUGGUGCUGCGGGGGCUGGCGCCGGAGCAGGCUGGCACCUACCACUGCAAAGCCAGCACCGAGGCGGGUGCCAUCAAAUCGGCGCCAGCACAGCUCACCGUCCUGGCCCAGGGCCAGCAGAGCUGCAAGCUGGAGCCUGAGCCAAGCCUCGUGGAGCUGCCCAGUGAGUGCCCACAGGAUGCCACCGGCUCCCGCUACUACAACGUGGGUCGCUGCCCGCCCGCCCCGUGUGCCGACAGCCCGGCCGACCAGUCGGAGUGCGGGGCAGACGCGGGGCGCUGCUGCGGGGUGCGGAGGAUGGAGAUGCGGGAGAUCCCCUGUGCCGGCUCCCUGCUGCCCGUCAAGGUGGUGGCUGAGUGCGGUUGCGGGCCCUGCGCCCAGCCCCGCGUCCUGGUGCAGGGACGGGUGACAGCGGCCGACACCGGCGAGCCCCUGCGCUUCGGGCAGAUCUUCCUGGGGGGGAGGAAGGUCGGCUUCACUGGCUACAAGGGCUCCUUCACCAUCGAGGUGCCGCCGGACACGCAGCGCUUGGUGGCUCGCUUCGUGGACCGGCAGCAGAGGUUCGUGGAUGCCGUCAAGGUCCUGCCCUUCAACCGCCGCGGUGGUGCCGUCUACCAGGAGGUCAAGAUGCUGCGGAAGAAGGAGCCGGUGGACCUGGACGGCAGCCAGAGCAAUGCCAUCCCGCUGGGGGAGUUGAGCGGCCAGGAGCCCGUGGGGGAGCUCGUCCUUCCCGCUGGCGCCUUCCUCCGUCCCUCCGGGGAGGUCUUCAAGGGCAUUGUCAAAGCCAGCGUCACCUUUCUGGACCCCAGGGACAUGGCAACAGCCAGCGCCGCCUCCAGCGACCUCAGCUUCACCAAUGCCGAGGGGGAGAUCGUUCCCCUGCGGACCUACGGCAUGUUCGCCGUGGAUUUUCGGGAAGGGGAGACUGGCGCGGCACUGCAGACGGGGCCGGUGGAGGUGCGGAUGGACGCGGGGCAGGUCCAGAUGCCGGAGCACCUGCAGAAGAUGAAGCUGUGGUCCUUGAACCCCGAAACUGGCUUGUGGGAGGAGGAGGGGGUCCUCCGGCCAGCCAGGGGGAACCGGGGGAAGAGGGAGGAGAGGACUUUCCUGGUGGGGAACCUGGAGAUCCGGGAGCGGCGUCUCUUCAACCUGGACGUGCCGGAGGACCGCCGGUGCUUCGUCAAGGUCAGGGCUUACAGCAACGAGAAGUUCAACCCCUACGAACAACUAGAAGGGGUGGUCAUCAGCCUCAUCAACCUGGAGCCCCAGCCCGGCUAUCCUGCCAACCCCCGGGCAUGGGGUCGCUUCGACAGCGUGGUGACGGGUCCCAACGGUGCCUGCCUGCCCGCUUUCUGCGAUGGCCAGCGCCCCGAUGCCUACUCAGCGUACGUCACCGCCACGCUGGGCGGGGAGGAGCUGGAAGCCGUGGCCUCCAGCCCCAAGCUCAACCCCAACGCCAUCGGCGUGUCCCAGCCCUACCUGGGCAAGCUGGGCUACCGCCGGUUGGACCACGAUGACCCCAACUUGAAGAAGACAGCUUUCCAAAUCAACGUGGCCAAGCCCGACCCCAACAAUGUUGAUGAGACCAAUGGUCCCAUCUACCCUUACCGCAGCCUCGAGGAGUGCGAGGAGGCGCCGGUCAGCGCCAACCACCUCCGCUUCUACCGCGUGGAGGUGGACAAGUACGAGUACAACGUGGUGCCCUUCAAGGAGAGUGACCUGACCUCCUGGACCGGUGACUACCUCUCAUGGUGGCCCAACCCUCAGGAGUUCAGGGCUUGUUUCAUCAAGGUGCAGAUCGAGGGGCCGCAGGAGUACAUGGUGAGGUCCCGUAAUGUGGGGGGCAGCCACCCCCGUACCCGGGGGCAGCUCUACGGGCUGCGUGACACCCGUAGCGUGCGGGACACGCUGCUGGAGAACACCUCGGGCGCCUGUGUGGAGUUCAAGUGCAGCGGGAUGCUCUUCGACCAGAGCCUGGUGGAUCGCACCUUGGUCUCCAUCGUCCCCCAAGGCAGCUGCCACCGCACAGCCAUCAACAGCCUCCUCCGGGAGUACCUGAGCCGUCACCCGCCCGUGGCGGAGAACAACCACACGGCCGCCUUCACCAUGCUGGCGCCAGUCGACCCGUUGGGUCACAACUAUGGCAUCUACACGGUGACGGACCAGAACCCCCGGCUGGCUAAGGAGAUCGCCAUCGGCCGCUGCUUUGACGGCACCUCCGAUGGCUUCUCGCGGGAGAUGAAGGCAGACGCCGGCACGGCUGUCACCUUCACCUGCCGGGAGCGGCCGGCGGGGCGGGAGAGCGUCUUUCCAUACCUCAUACCCCGAGAACCCCGUACCCCUACCCCAGGUACCCCAUACCCCUAG